Messenger RNA from Pongo pygmaeus (Bornean orangutan), 1973 nucleotides. It is a transcript of the gene MPV17L, whose product is annotated as MPV17 mitochondrial inner membrane protein like. The record is from RefSeq and is a predicted model, not a curated record. Gene Ontology annotation, biological process: mitochondrial ribosome assembly. Gene Ontology annotation, cellular component: membrane; cytoplasm; mitochondrion. Bases 124 to 714 code for a protein of 196 amino acids. NCBI's taxonomy places the organism in Eukaryota, Metazoa, Chordata, Mammalia, Primates, Hominidae. The transcript has 4 exons.
GGGGGCAGGUGCAGGUGCAGGCAGCGGCGGCUGAGGGGCUGCUGGAGGCUGGGGAGGCCCGGACGCGGUGCAGGAAGCCGCCGACCACGUGGGCUCCUGAUCGUGGGCGCCCACAGCGCGGACAUGGCGGGCUGGUGGCCGGCGUUGUCGCGCGCGGCCCGGCGCCACCCGUGGCCCACCAACGUGCUGCUCUACGGCUCGCUCGUCUCGGCCGGGGACGCGCUGCAGCAGCGGCUGCAGGGCAGCGAGGCCGACUGGCGCCAGACGCGGCGCGUGGCCACGUUGGUGGUGACCUUCCACGCCAACUUCAACUACGUGUGGCUGGGCCUGCUGGAGCGCGCGCUUCCGGGCCGAGCGCCGCGCGCCGUGCUAACCAAGUUGCUGUGCGACCAGGUGGUCGGUGCGCCCAUCGCGGUCUCGGCCUUCUAUGUCGGUAUGAGCAUUCUCCAGGGAAAGGAUGACACAUUUUUGGACCUGAAACAGAAAUUCUGGAACACCUAUAUGAGCGGACUGAUGUACUGGCCCUUUGUACAGGUGACCAACUUCAGCCUUGUUCCUGUUCAAUGGAGAACAGCUUACACUGGAGUCUGUGGUUUUCUCUGGGCCACCUUCAUCUGUUAUUCCCAGCAGAGUGGUGACGGCACAUUCAAGUCAGCUUUCACCAUUUUAUAUACAAAGGGGACCAGUGCCAUAGAAGGGUCCCCGGAGAAAUGAGAAGUCAAGGACUCUCUUAAAGGGACCACAUUUUUGACCUAAAAUGCACAGAAUUGCCUGCAGACAAAAUAUUUGAUGUGCCAAUUAUGCACUUCAUUUUGAGGAAUAACUACUAUUUAUAGACCCACUUUUUAAAAAAUUAUCAAUGAUUAUUUUUGAAUUGUAUUCAGACAUUUUUUCCUGAUCUAGUCUGAAAUAUUACUUCUCUAAUAUUUUGGUUAAUAUGAAUAACAGUGGCAAAAUGGCAUUUUAGAAUUAUUAGUAUUUCUAAUAUUUUAACGCAAGUUUCAGGAAACUUGGUUUCUUGGUUGUGAUUGUUUACAUUUCUAUUCUAAAAUCUCAGGUUAUCUCCUGAACACUUCUGGGCAGAUGAAGUUUUAUACCAAAAAAUAGUUCUUAGAGUGAAUUUUAAUUUACAUAGAACUCAAUCGAAAUGAAGAUUUAAUAACCAGAUUUGUUUCCCCAAAACAUACAUAAUUUGUUAUUUUGAUACUAAAAUUUAAUAAAUACCUUUUUUUUUUUUUUUUUUUUGAGAUGGAGUCUGGCUCUGUCACCAAGGCUGGAGUGCAGUGGUGCCAUCUUGGCUCUCUGCAACCUCUGCCUCCUGGGUUCAAGCGAUUCUCCUGCCUCAGCCUCCCAAGUAGCUAGGACUACAGUCGCCCGCUAUCACGCCCAGCUAACUGGUGGUGGUAGAGACGGGGUUUUACCAUGUUGGCCAGGCUGGUCUCCAACUCCUGUCCUCGUGACCUGGUGAUCUGCCCUCCUCAGCCUCCAAAAGCGCUGGGAUUAUAGCCGUCAGCCACUGCGCCCUGCCCCCAAAUUUGCUUUGCAUGGAGAAAACUCUAACAAGUCCUCUUGAACACAGUUUUCUGAUAACCCAGAUCAAGGAACUACCCAGGCUUCACCACUAUGCGAUAUAGGCAUGUGAGAAACUCGUACUUAUACCCCCUCAAUACAUUAAAACUAAAUAUAUAUAUUUUUUAAAUCAAUGGGCCAGGUGCAGUGGCUCACGCCUGUAAUCUCAGCACUUUGGGAGGCCAAGGCGGGCGGAUCACUUGCGGUCAGGAGUUCCAGAUCAGCCUGGCCAGCCCGCCUCUACUAAAAAUACAAAAAUUAGCCAGGCGUGGUGGUGCAUGUCUGUAAUCCCAGCUACUUGGGAGGCUGAGGCAUGAGAAUCGCUUGAACCUAGGAGGCAGAGGUUGCAGCGAGCCAAAAUUGUGCCACUGAAUUCCAGCCUGGGCAACAGACUGAGACUCUGU